AGAUAAGAUAAGAAACAAUAAUGUUGCUUACAUUAUUAUGUCAUAUUUACAUUUUCAACUUCCUUAUAAAUGUCAAGAUGUCUUAAGGAACGCACGUUAUUACUUUUUUAAUUUAAUUAGUUUUAACGUAAAACAAUUAAAAUUCGUACGUUCUUGUCUGAAGUAUAGUUUUAAUUUGAGUAAAUUUCAAUACCACAAGACGAGUUUUGCCAUUUCUGAACGUGAAUUACUGUUUGAUAACAGGUUAUGCUGAGAUUGUGAUUGUCGACUGAAAUUAUAUAUUAAGACAACACUGAAGCAGAUUGUACUAUGAUUUUGUUAAAUAACCCAAAAACAAUGAACAGUUCCGGUCAAAGUAACGAGUUUGUAAGUAAAGUGUGUAGCAAUCUUCUAAGUAAUUCCGAAUGCAAUGCAGUUAUACAUCAACCUGCUCAUGAUUCGGACUUGGAAGACUUACCGUCCACGGUAGAUAUGGACGCUAUUAAAAAUCCGAUCACAACAUGAAAGGAGCACGGAUGUUUGCCAAAAUGAACAAAUCGAAAAAUCUACCAAUUUGUACAAAGCGUUAUGCUUUUCAAAAGUAUGACCAAAAAUUAAAAUUAUCCAGGACUUUUGCUCCUCAUGGUCUUAUGGUGAAAGUAUCCAACAGUACGGUGACAGCUCGACCUAAACACUUUGAGGCCAUUCAAACAGCUAAAACAUUAUCGAGUUCCAAUUAAAAAACAAAGGCUAGUAUUGAAUGGAGCUCCGACGUCGUGGUAAUAGGUACGACAAUAGCCAGCCAAUGGAAACAUUUCAAAUCCUCCAGAAUCCUGAAGAUAUUGAAAACGAGACCUCGAAAAACCAAAAAUAUUUUUCAACGUUAAAUACUACUUUAACAGCACUAUGUAUAUUGAUUUUACUUAAUGCUUUUGUGUAUUACAUGGACAACCGUUUGCCAGAAGUUGAGAAUUCAAACUCAGCUAGUGGUUUUGUUGUAAAACGUGCAAUGGCAACGUUGUCAAAAUUAUCGGAUAUAGGUCCCAGACCUGUCGGUAGUUUCGAAAAUGAAAACUUAGCUUUCAAUGCACUGCAAACGGAAAUCGAGAGUAUCAUGCUAGACCAAGGCAACGUGAACAACAUUGAUAUUUUAAAUCAACAAGUUAGCGGGUCCUUAAUGUUAAAUUUUCGAAAUAUAAAAUUUACGUUUGAUUAUAAAAACUUACAGAAUAUUGUUGUGAAACUAAAUCCAAAAAAUUAUAUUGAAGAAGCUCUAUUGUUAAAUUGCCAUUUCGAUUCAGUGCCUGCCGGACCUGGUAUAAGUGACAACGGUGUGCACUGCGCGGUUAUGAUGGAACUCCUUCGAGUCUUAGCCAAAUGCAACGAUUUGCGGCGACCGAUAAUAUUUUUAUUCAAUGGUGGGGAAGAAAUAAUUUUACAAGCUUCGCAUGGUUUUAUUACUCAACAUCCUUGGUCUAAAUACAUAAAAUAUUUCAUUAACUUAGAUAGUUGUGGAGCAGGCGGCAAGGAAAUUAUGUUCCAGACCACUAAGUCGAAUUCAUAUUUGGUGGAUUUAUAUGCUCAUUCGGUACCUCACCCGCAUGGCCAAGUAAUAGGUGAAGAAAUCUUUCAGUCAGGAAUCAUUCCGUCAGAUACGGAUUUUAGAAUAUUCAGAGAUUUCGGAAACUUAUCUGGUCUAGAUUUGGCUCACUACAGAAAUGGAUAUGUUUACCACACUAAAUACGAUGACUUGAAUCAAAUUGAACCAGCAGUGCUACAACAUACGGGGAAUAACCUUUUGGCGCUGAGUAAAAUGUUUUCAUCGCACAACGUCACAACAAAAUCCAAGACUAAAUAUGUGUUCUUUGAUGUAUUAGGCGUGUAUAUGUUCUCGUAUACAGAACUAUCGGGAGUGCUAUAUAAUUUCACAGUUGCUCUGCUUUCACUUUUUUCUAUAUUUUUAUCGUUGGGCCAAAUAACAAUAGGAAUGAAUCGUAAAAAGUACAGUUUGCAUUUUUUAACUAUCAUAGCAGGGACAUUUUAUACGUUUUUACUUUCUAUUGUAUCGAGCGUCUUAGUGGCAUAUAUUUUGGACGUGCUGGGAUAUUCUAUGAGUUGGUAUAACAACAAGAUCAAUUUAAUUGUCUAUUUUGCAAUUUCAACGUUAACCAUAUUGUUAUUUACACUUUUGUAUCCUCGAAAUAAAACAAGAACACGUACAGAUUGGACUCUAUCGUUGUUUAAUGGAAACCAAUUGUUUUGGACCAUAAUGUUGUUCAUCACUACAAUGAUGGGACUACGAUCUAGUUUCUUGUUCAUGAUUAUAGUUUUGUUUCCAUCAGUAACUAAUUGCAUACUAGGUAUGUUGAGAAUCCAAAAAAAACCUCACUUAUGGAUAACUAUUUAUGUUGUAUCGUUACUUAUACCCAUAACAUUUAUAUUUUAUUUGACACAAACAUUUUUAUCACUUUUCAUCCCAAUUACUGGACGGUUUGGAUCAAACUUCAAUCCAGAUUACAUUAUUGGCUCACUCAUUUCAAUGUCGACUUUUGCUACUGUUGGAUACAUGUCACCAGUAAUUAUAAUGGUCAAAAAACCAUCAAUGAUCAUUUACGGGCUAUUUGGUUUAUUUUUACUUUCAAUAAUUACCAUAGUAUCGCCAUUUGGAUUUCCUUACUCUGAUGGCAUUAUUCUUCCAAAGAAUGAACGAUUCGAUAUAAUACAUGUACAACAGACAUUUUAUAAUUUUGAAAAAGAGGUACGUUUCAACAAUUCUGGUUUUUUGAUAGUAAAUUGGGAUCGAAAUGCCCCAUUUACAGUUUCUAAAUAUGUGCCAAAAAUGAAGGAAGCCGUUAACAUUGACUGUUCUAAAGAACUACUAUGUGGGCUGCCGCUUACCCCAACCCCGCAACCAUCAAAUAGUUGGAUACCUUCUGCACCAUCAAUGUCGGUCCUGAAAAGUAAUACAGCUAUUUUAUUAAGCAAUGAAAGUACUCAUAGCCGUCGAAUAGAAUUUAAUGUCAAUGGACCAGAAAGGAUUAAUGUGUAUAUCAGUCCUUAUCCAGGCGUUAACCUGACAGCCUGGAGUUUUACCGAUCAACCGGAGGUGACUACUCAAUGGGAAAAUAACGACGUUUACAUAGUUAGGCAUGCUAGUGGAACUAAAGAUGAAGAGUACAGAUUUUGGUUGGAAGUUGAAAGUCAAUAUGGUUUCAAUGAAGCCACGCUAAAUAUCACAGUAUCUUGUGAUUGGGUUAUACACAAAAAUAUGAUACUUAACAAUGAAUUCGAAGAAUUCAUAAAUGCUUUUCCAGUGUGGGCCCAUGUAAACUAUGCUAUGGCCAAAGUUGAUGCAUUUGUUUAUUAAUUAAAAGUACAAAUUGUUGUAGAUCUACUUUAUAAGUAAUACAUUGCUCAAUUUUAAUUUUAUAAAUCUGUUAUACAUAUUUAUAUAUUAUAUUUAUAAUAACUGAAAAUAUACCUUUAAAGUUUAUCAACCUGUAAACAAGUACUUAACUCAUUAGUUUUAUUUAUCAAGACCUAAUUUAUUAAUGUCAUUAGUGUUAACUGAAAUGUAUGUACAUAUACCAGUUAUUCAAAAUUGGGAUUUUUUAUAUAU
Messenger RNA from Adelges cooleyi (spruce gall adelgid), 3598 nucleotides. RefSeq names its product endoplasmic reticulum metallopeptidase 1-like. Gene Ontology annotation, biological process: proteolysis. Bases 740 to 3346 code for a protein of 868 amino acids. The transcript is spliced from 4 exons. NCBI's taxonomy places the organism in Eukaryota, Metazoa, Arthropoda, Insecta, Hemiptera, Adelgidae. Gene Ontology annotation, molecular function: metalloexopeptidase activity. The record is from RefSeq and is a predicted model, not a curated record.